AGUUGCAUCUCGAUGCUCAAUCCAUUCGCAUCUCUUCUACCAUGCACCCAUUGAAAAACGUAUACACCUUCUACGAUCCGUCGACCAAGAUUUGGACUGGUCUACCGGGGCGGAAACCGAUCUUUAACCCCCAUCAGAGCAUAGGUGAUCUGAUUCUUCAGAUUCUGGAACGAAAUGCCGACAAGGUGGUGCAAAUCAGUGCCGAUAGCGGUGUGGAAGUGACUGGCGCUGAGAUGCGUCUCUGGACGAUCCGGAUCGCACAGAAUCUAAUCCGGAUGGGGUACGGUGGUGUCGGGAGACAAAACGAGGACAUGUUCACCAUGAUCGUUCGAAACGGAGAAAACACGGCUCCGGUACUGUUUGCUUGUUUUGCUCUUGGAAUUCCUGCGAAUACGUUGGAUCCUUCGUUCCUGAGGGAUGAUUUGAGUCACAUGCUGGAAAAAGUGCGACCGAAGGUGGUGUUUUGCGAAAAUGAGGCGUUGGAAGAAACGGUAGCUGCUUGUGAUCUGGCACAUGUGUCCCCGAAAAUAAUUUUAAUGGGACAUCACCUGGUUGGGUAUGAUCACGUGGAAAGUCUACUGAAGGUGACCGGGCAAGAAGAACUGUUUACGCCAGCUCCAAUUGGAAACCCCGAGAAGCACCUUGCGAUCCUUGUGUGUUCCUCCGGAACAACCGGUCGUUCGAAAGCAGUCAGUCUAUCGCACUCGAUCUGCAUCGCCCAUGUGGUCAACUUCUUCGAGUGUCAUCCCAGUGAUAGGACGUUCGCCUUUAGUUCACUCUACUGGCUUUCUGGUGUUCUAAUUCUACUAGCCAGUACGGUGUGGGGAGCCACUCGAAUCAUCACUCGCCAAACGUACCGUCCGGAGGUGGCACUGGACAUAAUCGGAAGGUUCCAGGUAUCGGCCCUCUGUAUAACGCCAUCGCAAGCGUACGGUAUCAUCCACUGUGGACAAGCGAAAGCGUCCGCCUUUACCAGCAUUCGUUUAGUGUUUUGCGGAGGAAGUGCAGUUUCGACAUCGCUGAAGAGAUCGUUUGAAAAACUGAUUCCAGGAAGAUUUAUGGAGGUUGCUUACGGUUUGACGGAGAUUGCUUAUUCGGUAACGUUCAGCAAGAGGGAGCUCUACCGGGAUGGAUCGGUUGGAUUUCCUCGAUCCGGGAUGGAGUUCAAGGUCGUUGAUGAUAUAGGGAGUGCGUUGGACGUCGGUCAGGAAGGAGAGAUCCUGGUGCGAGCGGAGUAUGUGUUCCGGGGGUACUACGGAAACGAGGAAGCUUCCAAGGACAUGUUGAACAGUGAAGGAUGGCUACAUACCGGAGAUAUUGGACGGUUCGAUGAGGAGGGAUACCUAUAUGUAGUGGACCGGAAGAAGGACAUGUUCAAGUAUAAUAAUUUUCCAAUUUCCCCCACCGAAAUCGAAUGUGUGAUUCAGCAGAUGCCGGGGGUGGCAGCGGCCUGUGUUGUGGGGAUUCCCGGAGAACCGAACGAUCUGGCAACUGCGCUGGUAGUGCGGCGGGAGGAUUGUUCGGGCGGGCUCGAUGCAGCUGAGCUUGUUAGGCGCACGAAUGAAUCGUUGCCGGACUAUAAGCAUCUGAGGGGAGGGGUGUACUUUGCCGAAGAGCUUCCGCUGACACCGUCGGGGAAGGUGCUGAGACGGAUGGUGCGAGAAAAUAUCUUGAAAAUGAUGAAGAAACAGUAAUACGGUUUCGAAUACUUCAAAUUAUUCUUAAUUACGAAUAGAUCAAAUUAAACUUCCAACGAGCUCAAAGUAAGACGUUUCAAGUUACAGGUACCAACAUCACAAUCCAUAACAAGAGCACAGACAAACAGUAAGCGG
Messenger RNA from Ochlerotatus camptorhynchus, 1832 nucleotides. Its product is annotated as probable 4-coumarate--CoA ligase 1. NCBI's taxonomy places the organism in Eukaryota, Metazoa, Arthropoda, Insecta, Diptera, Culicidae. Gene Ontology annotation, biological process: long-chain fatty acid metabolic process; fatty-acyl-CoA biosynthetic process. The coding region runs from base 42 to 1694 and encodes 550 amino acids. The transcript is spliced from 2 exons. The record is from RefSeq and is a predicted model, not a curated record. Gene Ontology annotation, molecular function: long-chain fatty acid-CoA ligase activity.